Messenger RNA from Scylla paramamosain (green mud crab), 2303 nucleotides. RefSeq lists its product as uncharacterized. Gene Ontology annotation, cellular component: membrane. The transcript is spliced from 5 exons. The coding region runs from base 1202 to 2182 and encodes 326 amino acids. The record is from RefSeq and is a predicted model, not a curated record. Gene Ontology annotation, biological process: G protein-coupled receptor signaling pathway. NCBI's taxonomy places the organism in Eukaryota, Metazoa, Arthropoda, Malacostraca, Decapoda, Portunidae. Gene Ontology annotation, molecular function: G protein-coupled receptor activity.
AUAUUUCCUUCUGCCUCCUUCAAGAGGAAGACUUCAAGAUACUUCUCGACUUUUGAAUAUUGUUUUAAAAAAUAAUUCUCUUUUGGGAUUGGCAUCUUCAGUGAGAUUUUUUUUUUUUUUCUUGGCCAGAAGCCCUCUUACAUUAAAAGAAUAUGCCAUACAGUAUUAUCACCACUCAUCAACCUUCAAGGAAAACAGCACGAAGGAAAACAAAUACAACGACCAGUAAAAGAAAUUAACUUCCGGAGACCAGCAACAUUUGAAACCGAGGAUUUCCCGGGGAAGUGUUGACGGUGUGACGUAAUGAGAGCGUGACAUCAUGUGUGUGUGUGUGUGUGUGUGUGUGUGUGUGUGUGUGUUCCUACUGUAGAAUAACUAAUCUCUCAAAGCUCAACUUCAGCUGCUAUUGGACAAACAGUUGUUCCCAAAAACAUUAUGAGUACUAAGGUAAUUGUAGAUCCCUUCUUUAGACUCCGAGAGCAAGAAGUAAAAAUCAUUCCUAGCUUUACUCCAUCUGAGUAGUAGGAAAGAGCUACGCAAUAUUAUAAAGUUUUCCAGGGCCUAAUGUAUUUGUAGAUCCCUCUUUUGGCACGAGUGAAAGUUAAUGUGGAAAAUAAGGCCUGUGAAACCUUUACUCCAACCAGGUAGUGGGAAAAUACUACUACUAGUGUUUUCCAGGCCCUAAGGAAGAGUGCAUUGUCAUGCCGCACACUGCCAGGAACAGCGGGACUCAGUGUGUUGCCAGACGUAGCGAAUAAGGGUUGUGCCGCUCCUCCCAGCCUGUGACCCGGCAAUGUUUUGUUAGUGCACUGUACUCGUGUUUCGCUGCCAAGAAGCACGCAGCUUCUAAUGAGUGCCACCGUUUAGAUUCUGACUUUGUGGUGUAAGAAAGAAGCAAAAUCAGAGUGAACAGUAACAGGAAAAUAAUACAUACUGUUGUACUACUUAUACAGUCAGUGGACAGUUCAGCCAGUGGAUAACUCAAUAGACAGAUCAACCACUGGACAGCUCAACUUGUUAGCGGGCAACUCAACAGACAAAUCAACUAACAGACAACUCAUCUAGUUGGUGGACAACUGAACCAAUGGACCAUUCAACUAUAUGCGUGAAACUCCAGCCCUCACAAGUCACCGUGGAGUAAUUGAGGUAGCGAGGACCGAGUGAUGCUUAGGUCCCGUCAAGCCUCAAGGGACAGAGAAACAUGGCGAACUGCACCGUGACUUGGAGCAGAUUUAACGGAGACAUCCCAGACUCCUUGCUGCACUUCUUUAUAAUCUACUGUAGUGCUGUCUGUCUCGUCGGUACUCUAUGUAACGUGCUGGCGCUGUGGUGUGUGGUGGGCUGCUCAAGAACUCCUCCAGCAGUAAAGAUCCUCCUAUGUGCCCUCUUCUCCUCCACCCUCCUUAUGUGCCUGCUGGUGAUGCCUUUCAUGGCCCACGUCGGGGUGUCCAAGGUGCGCUGCGACGGACAGGUUCCUAAAAUGGCCAUCCGCGUUGUGGUCACCAUGUACAUUAUCCUGACGGAGAUGGAGCUUCUGCACAUCAGCCUCAUGGCCCUUCUGAGGGCAGUUGCAGUGUGGUCAUCCACCAAGAGAGAGAUGAAGAUGCCCACAGCUGUCGCUCUUUUGGUUGGCAUCGUGAUCUACUCCACAGUGAUGACCUUGCUCCUGCUUGCUGCUUUCUGGUACGACAUAGUGAGCGGAUACACUGGCUUCGUACUGUCGCAGAUCUACAACUCGGUCAACUUCCUCGCGCCGGUAGUGUUUACGAUGGCCUGUUACUUCUCCAUGAUACUCGCUAUAAGACGCAACCAGCACCGCCUGGCCACCACCCCAGAAACUGCAGCGACGGGCCAGGUGAUGGACCAGGCCACGCGGGCCAUGUUGGCGGUGUUCAUCAGCAACCUGCUCCUCGGCCUCCCGCACUCCAUCUACCAUCUCCUGCCUCGAUAUGACAACCAAGCCCUCUCCUACGUCACCAUGCAUAUCGUUUUCUUUACUCACUUGUUCGUUGACCCGCUGGUGUUCGUGUGUUUCAACCUACACCACCGGCAACGUGUCCUGCAGGCACUCAAGUCGUGCCUGCAAUGCGUCCCUUGCAGACCGCUCUCCACGCUCCCGCACGCCACCUCCACCCUGCCCCUCCACUUCACAUCCUCCUCCUCUUCCUCCUCCAAAGAGUAGCGGCGGGAGAUCUGAGACAAGUUUUGGUGUUGCUUUUGGUAACAAAAGAAAUUUGCCUUCCAUCUGAACACUGUCCACCUACCCAAUGUACAGUGCUAUGAAUAAAAACGUUUGAAAUCUC